Molecule: messenger RNA, 1347 nt
Organism: Rotaria sp. Silwood1
Lineage: Eukaryota; Metazoa; Rotifera; Eurotatoria; Philodinida; Philodinidae
Source: the annotation of a GenBank genome assembly
AUGCCUCAUCCACAACAAUUGUCAUAUGAAUAUCAAACUCCCUCACAAAUGAUGUCAGGACCAGCUUCUUCGCAACAAGAACCGAUUCCAAUGAUGAUUACUCUUGGACAAUCAUUUCAACCAAUACCAGUGGCAUCACAAUAUAAAGAUCACUCGCUUGGGUACAGUAAUUCAUUUAAAAACAACAGAAUCGAACCACAACAACCAGAAUAUAAUACAUAUUCACAACCCAAUAAUUCUUUCCGAACUCCAUCACCGAUACAAUCACCAAAACCACUUAUUCAACCAUCACACAUGUAUUCACUGAAAAAACCAGCAAUGGAUACAAUCUAUCCAUAUAACUCAAAUCAAUUAUAUUGCCCACAAAAUAAGUAUAUGGAAAAAGUUUAUCCUGAUGAUGAUCUUCGACAAAAUGAUAAACCCACUUCGUGGUGUUGGCAACCAUUAUGUUUUGGGUUAACACGUUUUACUGGUGGAAUUCUAUUCGGAACUAUAAUCAUACUCGGUAUUGCAUCAAUAAGUGAUUUUAUCACUUCAAUUAUUUUAUAUAUUCAAAAUCCAUAUACAAAUUCACAAUGGAAAAUGUUAGCCAUCGUCGUCUGUUCUGUAAUGUUAAAAAACACAUUUAUAACAUUAUGUAUACUUAUUUAUUGCUACAAAAAUGGCCGUAUUGCUUAUAAUAGAAAUAAAAAUAGUUUAACAACACCAGAAUAUAAUCAACGCAAUGAUUUUGGAAACGGAAAUAAUUACAAUCGAUCGUAUGGUAUACCAUCCCUACCAUAUGAAACAAUUCAAAAUAUUUCACCUUUCUCAACAAAUGAAGAUGCUAUUCAAGUUGAAGAUAAACAAUCGAAUACUCAAACAACAAUGGCUCCUUUACGACCAAGAGAUUGGCAACGUCGAGUUUGGCCAGCCAAAAAUGCAUAUGGAGGUUUAUCUUAUUGUCCAUUCCAAAAAGCCAAAAUGGUUAAUCGUUUUAUUCAAACAUUGCCAAAUGAAAUCGAUCAAACAAUAUCACAACGAAAAAACAAUGCAAUCAACGUUGUACCGAGAAUGAUUAUUCGAUUACCAGAAAAUCAUCAUCAAUAUGAUGAAGAUCAAUAUCCAAGCCGUUUUAUUGAACAAAAACGACAGUAUAGCGUUGCUGAAAAAAUUAUUACGAGACCAAAAGGACUAUCAACAGAAGAAUAUAUAGAAUUCGCUGAAUUAAGAAAAAAUGAUGGAGAACGAAUUGAAAAACGAAGAAAGACCAAACGGUUUAAUAAUGUUUCUGUUAAACGUAUCAAAGCAGUUGAAAAACCAGAUGGUGUCCAAGAUGACUUUAACAUUGAUCAUUUUUAUCAAUAA